This is a messenger RNA of Trematomus bernacchii (emerald rockcod), 441 nucleotides long. Its product is annotated as histone H4. Gene Ontology annotation, biological process: nucleosome assembly. The record is from RefSeq and is a predicted model, not a curated record. Gene Ontology annotation, cellular component: nucleosome. Gene Ontology annotation, molecular function: DNA binding; structural constituent of chromatin; protein heterodimerization activity. The transcript has a single exon. NCBI's taxonomy places the organism in Eukaryota, Metazoa, Chordata, Actinopteri, Perciformes, Nototheniidae. Bases 18 to 329 code for a protein of 103 amino acids.
CAUAACGAUACCUGAAAAUGAGUGGAAGAGGAAAAGGAGGAAAGGGACUCGGCAAAGGAGGCGCCAAGCGUCACCGCAAAGUGCUCCGUGAUAACAUCCAGGGCAUCACCAAGCCCGCUAUCCGCCGUCUGGCUCGCCGUGGCGGAGUGAAGCGUAUCUCCGGUCUGAUCUACGAGGAGACCCGUGGGGUGUUGAAGGUCUUCCUUGAGAAUGUGAUCCGUGAUGCCGUCACCUACACCGAGCACGCCAAGAGAAAGACUGUGACCGCCAUGGAUGUGGUGUAUGCCCUGAAGAGGCAGGGCCGCACUCUGUACGGCUUCGGAGGUUAAACAUCUACACCCUGACAUACCUGGAAAAACAACGGCUCUUUUAAGAGCCACCCAAAUUACUUAAAAGAGUCUUGUUUCCUUUCGAUAAUGUCUAUAUCACACAUUUUUCAGU